AUGGCAGACAAGUACGCAGGUUGGGGAGCGGAGCAUGGAGCACUGGAUCCAGCCAUCAUCGCGCAGCAGCAGAUCAGGGACCAGAUCGCCACGGCGGUGCAAAACCGGCUGCUGGCCAUCGACAUGGCGGUGACGGUGGUUCACGUCUCCCACAAGACGCAGUUCACCCAUGGCUGGCUCUGGUGCGAGAAAUGUGGCGGCACCAGCUACCUUGGGGACCACAAGAGCAGGAUCGUGGCAGGAGUGGCAAGGAAGCUGGCAAGGCCAUGUCAGCCCCCAACAGCAGCAGGGCGGCGGGUCUUGGCGGACAUGCAGAGGGGCAAGCUGCCAAGAGGAGCUAAGCCAGCAGCAGACCCAGUUGAUGAGGUUCUCAACGAGAUCACCAUGCCUGGUGAUUUCAAGCUCGGCCUGAGCAACCACGAGGCGAUCGACCUGGACGGGGGCAGCUCAGAGGCAGGGGGCCCGCAGCCAGCUCCACAGCAGCCACCCAGCCAUCCGCACUCUGUCGUCCACGCCAGCUGGAGGCUCGUGGACCAUAUGCAGGGCUACGCGGGGCAGUGGAUGAACAUGGUCGACCAAGAGGUCUGGGACGACAUGGACGACUGGAUGGAGCACUGCGUACCGUUUCUCCUGGCCAUCACCAAUGUGGGUGGCGGAGCGGACACGCAAGAGCAGACCAGGGCCGUCACCGUGCAGGAGCUUCAGCAGAUCAAGGACUUCUGCGAAGAAGUCUGGCGCAACACGCACCGCACGCGACGGAGGCCCAUGACCAGGAUGCUUGCCCUCCCGCACGGUACAAGGCAGCAGGCAGCAAGAGUGCACAUGGACGCCUUCCAGAACAGAAGGAACAACAUCCUAGCGCACAGCAUCCCCAGCAGCGAGCGCAGGCCGCUGCCGAGAACAGCGGAGGCCAGCCGAGAGUGGUCACCAGAGAACCUGGACGAUGAUGACUCGACCCCAGACAGUGAAGCCCCAGAGCUGGAGGGUGAGCCGAGCAACCAGGAGAUGGAGACCAUGGCAGGACCUGAUCAGAGGCACGACGCCAACAGCCUGAUGCAGACGGCUGUGCAGGUGGCAGUAACGCUGACCAAGCCAGUGGGGCCCGACCUGAUGAAGUUCGUGAGCGAAGCCGAUGAGGCCGGCCUGCUCCACCCAAGGCUUCGACACAACAAAGGAGAAGCUGACCAGGACCCCGAGCAGGAGGUGGCGUGGCUCGAGAGGAACAGGCUCGAGCAGCUCAUGCAGUCGCUGGCAGGCUGCUGGAGCCAGAAAGAGGGCGAACAGGGCUGGCCAUCGCGGCAGGCUGCGUGCGUGCCCCAUGUGCUGAGGGCGCUGCAGACUGGUGUCUACCAGAGGCUGUUCAGCAACGUGUCAGGGCCGAGCCGCCAGCGCAGCCAGCGCCGAGCGGCGGAGGAGAUCUGCCGCCUGGCACGGCUCAACAGCGGAGAGGCGCGCAGGCAGAUCCAGCAGCAGGACCCGAAGGAGGCAGAGCGGCGCAGAGCAAUGGCUGAGCAGUUCCUGGGCGUGACUGAGCCAGUGGUGAGGAGCCGCAGACGGAGCACCAUGGACAUGGCAGACCUCGACCACUUCCUUGAAGAGGAGAACAGCGAGGAUUGCCUCCAGCAGCCCGUAGACAAGCAGGACAGCGAUGACAACCACCAGCAGAUCCCAGAUGCACAGCACAGCAUAGGGUACCACCUGGCAGACCGCAGAGGACCCCAGCGUGGCGAGGGGUUAGGCCGCGGAGGACCCCAGCGCGGUGAGGGGUUAGGGUUAGACCGCAGUGCCACCAAAGGCAAGCAGAGGCUCGAGGCGGAGGUCCCUGACGAGCCCAGUGAGCAUGACGCGGACCUUUUGACCAACAGUGUGGUAGACAGGACCUCGCAACUAACAGAGCGGACCGAUACCCUGGGAAACCGACAGACUGAACGCGAGGGGGAGGGCUUGGCCCGCGGAUACCACGUGAACCGCGAACACAGCGAGUGGCAUAGUCGGGGGACCUCGCCCGAGCCAGUAGGCAGUAGCACCGAGGAUGGGGACAGUGCGAGACUCGGCGUUCCCCCGCGUGGCGAGGGGUUAGGCUGCAAAACUGCGCAGCCCGAGACGACGGCAGACUACGACGACACAGACCUGCAGCGGGACUUGGAGAAGUUUUUCGGCGACUUUCCCCAGCGCGGUGAGGGGUUAGACCGCAUGGAACCCCUGCGUGGCGAGGGGUUAGGCCACGGCAAUCCCCUGCGCGGUGAGGGGGUAGACCGCAGUGCAAAAGGCAAGCAGAGGCUCGAGGCGGAGGUUGUCGAGGGCGGAGGCCGAGAUCGCACCGAGGCUCGGGUGUACGAGGGCUGGCUGCAGCACUGCUGGGUCCAUCGCGAGGCCGUGCUGUCCGAGAGGGCUCCCCGCGGCGAGGAGCUCCGAGAGUCAGUGCUCAACAUCGCACUCGGCCUGGGCAAGACCGUCAUCGUGACCAACGCCAACAUGUGCUGGGUCCGAGCUACCGCCAACCUCUUCAUACCCUCGGUUGUGCCGAUGCUGAAGCUCAUCGACGUCAUGUCCGCGCGCCAGAGCUACGAGCGCCAGUGGCCCGGCGACCCCGGCGCCUGGAAGAAGCAGGUCGAGCCUUGCCCGGGGGCCCCACCAGGUCAACGCCACUGGCGCGGCCGAGGACGUCGUCGCAGACGAGCGGGCCCGAGGAGGCGUAAACCUCGUGGUGCUCGGGGACUCGCACGCCGAGAUACAGGCCGGUCGCUCCGCGGUGCCAGGCAAGGAGGCGGGCGUCGUGAAGACCAUCAAGUUCAAGGAGGUCCCGACGACGGAGGACAUGAUCGGCCAGCUGGAGGCCGUCUCUGCGCAGCUGCGGGCGCUGGUCAUCCAGGACCAGAGCGCCAGCAAGGAGCUCGUCAAGGGCAGCUUCUCCUCCUCUCGGAGGACCUCGUGGAGCCUCGCGGACACGCCCGGCGCGGGCUGGCUGGGGCUCGCGUAGGCCCGCGGCUGCCCCGGGCCGCCUCGCGUCGCGACCAUAGGAUCUGCGCGGGUCCCGCCUGCGCGCCCUCCUCCCGCCCCCCUCCCCGCGAUGCCGCCUGCGGCGCGGCACACCCUGGCUGCCCGGGCCCUGGCCCGACGCCUCCCCUUGUUAAUGCUCGCGGGUGCCCCGCUCCUCGGGGCCCACAGCUCGCCGCGCUUGCCUUGAAUAUUUUGGCUGGCGCGGCGAAGGACAUUUUUGUUUGUGUCGGCAUGGGGGCCGAAGUUGGAUCCCCGCCGUCUCUUGAGGUUAAUGGCACCAGGCGUUCGAGGAGGCCCCGGCCGCGGCGCGCGGGGCGGAGCGGGGGGGGCGCCCUCCCCCCGCCUGCUGGCGGCGCGCACGCCUCGGCGGAAUCGCCGGCGGCGCGCGCCUCUUCUUGGCAUCGCUCGGACGUGUGCCUUUUUCACUCGGCGAGGGCGAUCGAGGAGCAUUUGGGGUCACCUUGCGAAAACCUACGCGCACGAAAUCGAGAAAUGCCCGAGGAGUGGACGUCCGAGCGAUGGCCGGCUCUUCGCUCCAGGACUUGCGUGCACGCGCUUGCCGCGAGUCUUGUGCGUUGUCUUUUGUUUGUCUUGUGUGUGUGCGUGUGCCCGCCCGCCCUCUCUGCGAGCUCGAGGAGGAGGAAAAGCACAGAGGAGGAGGAGUUGCAUCCUCCUCAUGCCUCCUUGCUGUCAGUUUUGACCGUAGUGCCCGCGUGGGCUUUUCCUCCUCCUGCGAGCGCAGCUCCGGCAGCCGGCAGCGGACAGGACGCCUCGCGGCAGGUGCGCGGGGAGUGGGGGCCCGACAGGGUGGGAGGAGCGCCGUGAGCGCUGCCCGAGCCUGGGCCCCGGAUUUUCCGGCCAGGCCUCGGGGGGGAGGUCCAGUGUAUCGGGUGGAGGGCUGCGCCCUCCUACCAGGUGCAUGACGUAGGACGCACG
This is a messenger RNA of Prorocentrum cordatum, 3936 nucleotides long. The record is from the annotation of a GenBank genome assembly. NCBI's taxonomy places the organism in Eukaryota, Dinophyceae, Prorocentrales, Prorocentraceae.